AUGAUGCAUCGCUCAAAGUGUUUUCUUAACACUAUAAAGAAUAGUAAUAUAAUUUCACCCUAUAAAUUAUCACCCAAGAAUGUUUUGCCGAAUGUAUAUAUUAUUCGUGGGACCCAUGAACAAAAGAAAAUCCGGUCUACUAUGAACUAUAUGAUAGCCUUAGGAGUAAUGACAGUAGGUUUAAGUUACGCGGCAGUACCCUUAUAUCGAAUAUUCUGUCAGGCAUAUAGUUAUGGCGGUACAACAAGCCAAAUUGAAGCUGAUGAAUCCAUUAGCAAGAUGAAAGCUAUUAAAGAACGACCAUUAAAAAUUCGUUUUAAUGCUGAUGUAGCUUCUUCUAUGCAGUGGAACUUUAAACCACAACAGGGAGAUAUAACUGUAGUACCAGGAGAAACAGCACUAGCAUUUUAUACAGCUCGCAACCCUACAGACAAAACUGUGAUUGGGAUAAGCACUUACAAUGUAAUCCCUUUUGAAGCAGGGCAGUAUUUUAAUAAAAUUCAGUGCUUUUGCUUUGAGGAGCAAAUGCUUAAUCCUCAUGAACAGGUGGACAUGCCAGUGUUCUUUUACAUAGAUCCAGAAUUCAAUGAAGAUCCUAAAAUGGAAUAUGUUGAUGAAAUAGUGUUAUCUUAUACUUUCUUCGAAGCAAAAGAGGGAUUUAAACUUCCAAUUCCAGCAUAUGCCAGA
This is a messenger RNA of Brenthis ino (lesser marbled fritillary), 687 nucleotides long. The record is from the annotation of a GenBank genome assembly. NCBI's taxonomy places the organism in Eukaryota, Metazoa, Arthropoda, Insecta, Lepidoptera, Nymphalidae.